Molecule: messenger RNA, 2399 nt
Organism: Paramecium octaurelia
Lineage: Eukaryota; Ciliophora; Oligohymenophorea; Peniculida; Parameciidae
Source: the annotation of a GenBank genome assembly
AUGUCUAAAAAACAGAAGCAUACGCAAAAAUAAACCAAAAAAGUCCUUUCUCAAGACAUAAAUGAGAGUGAUUAAUCUAAUUUCUUCUCCCUUCUUGGCGACGAUUACACUGUAAGUCUUUUUUUAUAAUAAAAAUAGAAUAAUGGCAACAUCAAAUUAGUUUAAAAAAUAUUAGGGGAUUAUAAAACUCUUCUUGAGUAUCCUCCAAGUAAAUUUUGGUCCACACUCUCUUACAAUUUAAAUCUCCAAAAUUCCUUAGACCUCUUCUUGAGAUACGCACCAAGAAAACACUUUCUCAAAGAACCCUUGCACUUCACAGGAUAUUACGGAGUACUAAUCAAGGAGAUCUUCAAAUGUGUCUUUGCUAUCUAUCUUCGAUUAAUAGAUUUAUAAAAUGAAGAUGCAAUUCUAUAUGAAUAAGUUGGUGUAUAUGAUUUGGUGUACUAAAAGUGGAUCUUUGACGUAAUGAAAUUGACUGAUAUCUGCACAAUAUAUGGGGACAAAAACGAGAGUAAUAAUAAUUAUUCUAUUAUUACCUAGAUGGUGUCAAGAAAAUUUGUCAAUUUGUGUUCAAGUAUCAAGCUUACCAAGACGAUUACAAAUCUACUAUAGAUUCCUUUAUGAAAAAUGUUCUUGGGAAGAUUUAUGAGGACAUGUUUGCAAUAAACAAUAAAUCAGCCAAUGAAAACGAAAUCAUUAUUAGUGAUGUUCAACAAAAAAUGGAAUUGCUCACACUAAUUUUAGAUUCCAUCGAAACAGUAAUUGUUUGGGCCAAAUAUUUCCCAUAACAACAAUAUCUAUUUAAAACAGAAAUAAUGUCAUGUUUUGAAUAGGUCUUCUAUGAAUUGAUUCUAGCUAAAGGAUAUAGUAGAGGAACCACAUAGAUCUUGGGUGUUUGGAAACCUUAGUUUUUAUAAAACUUACAUUACUUCCUGAAACAAGCUUUGUAAAGAUUUAUAGAUUUCUUUGUUAUUUACAUGAAAUACUUGGAGGAAUUGAUUUUGACAAAACAGAUAAAAUAAUCUCAAGAACAUAUGAAUUAUUUGAUUCAAAAUUUUGGUAUUAUAAAAAGGAAGUUUAAAUCUAAAAAGGUAACUACAAGCCAAAACAAAGAAUGGAUUCUAUUUGAAGCUCUUUAUGAAAAUGGGUUUAACAUGAUUGAGUUGUUGAUGAACACGCCAUGGAAUCAAAUUAAUCUACCUAAGGAGGACAUUGAAGAAGUGACUCUUCUAAUGACAACAGUAAUGGAGGAGAGAGAAAGACUCAAAGGUAAAGCCAAUAAUACUGAGCCUGAGAAUUUUGAUGUGUUUGAAAAUUUCGAUCCAACAUAGUCUACACUUCCCAUUGAUGUUUUACAGGCAAUAGACUAAGGCGAGGCAGAGUAGGAAGAAUAAGCUCUGAACAACGAAGAAGAAGAUGAACCAAUGCAAGUAGAAGAGAAAUUAGUUGAAAUAGUGUCAAAAAAGAAAUAAAAAUUGACAUUUGAUUAACCAUUGAAGGAUAGGAUUGAGAUGGCUGAAAUCACAGCUAAGCUUUAUAAUGAUGAACCUGAUGAUACAUAUGAUUAUCAGGAAGCAUUGCAAAGACCUGAAAAGGAAUACAAAAGUAGUGAUGAAGAUGAAGUGGAUGACUAUGUUGCUAAUGAUCAUUUUAUUAGGUAUGCUUAACCUUCAAAGAAAUCAAUUAAUUCAUAGAUUAAUUCUGGACAUAGUAUGAGUUAUUAGAAUUUGGAUAAUAAUAACGAGAAAUAGAUAAAAAUUCUCAAGAAUCCGAACAAGUAGUAACAAUAGAUUAAAUAACAACGAAAUGAGUCAGGAUUCAGUGAUGAAGAGGAUGAUCAAUUUAGAAGAGAUAAUGGAAACAGAAGUAAUCAUAACAAUAAUAAUAACAAUAAGAAUGAUAAUCGUCCUUAUUAGGAAAAGUCUAUGAAAACAUAUGUUAAGGAUAAUCACUACCAGAAUAACAAUAAUGAAUAUCAAAGAAGAAACUAGAACAAUAAUAAUUAACAAUAUAGAAAUAAAAAUAAGAAUCAAGAAUAUUCAAGGAAUGAUGAUGAUUGUUACAAAAGGGAUGACUAUGAUCGGGAUGACAGACCUUAAGGAAAUUAUGAAUAGAAGAAGGUUCUCCAGAAGGAGAGAAAUAGAGAUGGGGGGUAUGUUGGAACUAACAAGCCGAAAAUUCAGUAAGAAUACGAAGAGAAAUAAGAAAGCCAGCAAACACAAGAGCAUCAACAGAAAUAAAAUAAUAAUAAUAAACAUCAAUAAGGCAAAAAGAAUUUAAACUCCAAGGCUAAUACUUAAGAUCUUUAUGUUCCGAAAGAGGAAACUACAAAUAAAGAAUACUAAGCUUAAGAAUAGAGGCAGGAUAAGAAACAUCAAAGGGGCUAAAAAAGAUAUUGA